CCCUCUUCAACCUCUUCUCUCUUCUUCUCUUCUUCUUCCCUUCUCCUCCCCCCUCUCCUAAUACCUAAUCAAUUCCCUCUCUCUCCUAAGAGGUGUCUCUCAUUUUUCUUUAGGAUUAUUAUCAUUAGCCUUUUCCCUGUUUCCCUACCCUCCUCUCCACUCAUCCUAGCGCUACUCUCCCUUGCAGCCACCCGAAAUUUCUCUAGUUUGUCCCCAACUUGCAGCUGUAUGUUCUGCUUCGGCCGUCCCGCCGAUUCCCGAUCCUCCCGAUCUCCACCCCAACGUUGAUCUUCUCUCCCACUGACUCUUCCCCUUCUUUUUCCUUUUGGUCCCCUCCAGGAUAUGCGAGUCGAUCUCCUAAACUAGCUACUGGUUCGAUUGACGGCUGAAACGGUAUACGGUACACACCAUGGCUUGCUCUGCGCAAUCCAUGACCAUCGAGUCUUAUCCUGAGGCCAACACUUCCGCCUACGCAACCCCCUCCGAGGAAACCAGUUUACUACGAGACCGUCGGCGACGUCACUCUUUCCACACGGCUCGGAAGUUAUCCUUGGACUAUGACGCAGAUGCGGUGUUUCUGAGGGUCGAACUCUUUCUGACCGAGCUGGAGCGACGACUACUGUGGAUCGAGCAAUAUGGCAAAUCUCACAUGGACCAGAUCGAUGCCAGCCUUCGUCGCGGCUACGCUACAUUAGAGGCCGUCCGGGACUCCUGCUCUCACGCCUCAGGGGAGCUUAUGGGCAGCGGCAAGAAGAGCGCCAAGAUCCUGGUGGACACCCUGGAGGAUGGCUACAAGGACGCCCUGGCCACGAAGGAAACGUUGGAGCAGAAGGCUCAAGCCGGUGUCCGCCUGAUGGAGUCCUUCCUCGUCGAGCUCGAGUCUCGUGCUCACGCCGGAUGGGACCGCGGCUUGGACGGGGCGUUGGACGGUGCGUGGAAGGCGAUGGACUCGAGCCUGGUACAUGCUCGGGAGGUCGUCGAUGAGGGCAUGGAGCGGGCGCGUCGGGCCAAAGAAGCGAUGAAGGACAACAUCGACCGGGCGAUCCUGCUGGCCCAGGAGAAGCGGUUGAUUGGAUAUGCGGACCUGCCGCACCCAUGGCGGGUCAACCCCCACAUUCUUGAGGGGUAUCGGUUCACGCACUCGAAGGUGGAGUGCUUGACCUCCAUGUUCACCUUCUCGAACGAGCUUGUCAACAUCUGGUCGCAUCUGAUUGGGCUGUUCAUCGUCCUGUCUGUGGCCUUCUACUUCUACCCACUGAACCCCAACUUCCACCUGAGCACCAAGACCGACGUGCUGGUGGCGGCAGUCUUCUUCUUCGCGGCGUGCAAGUGUCUGGUGUGCAGCACGCUGUGGCACACGAUGAAUAGCAUUGCCAGUCAGACGCUGAUGGAGCGGUUCGCGUGUGUCGACUACACGGGCAUCUCGAUGCUGGUAGCAGCCUCGAUCGUGACGACCGAGUACACGGCCUUCUACUGCGAGCCGGUGUCGCGGUGGAUUUACAUCCUGCUGACGAUGUCUCUCGGUAUUGGUGGAGUGAUCCUGCCGUGGCACCCGACCUUCAACCGGGCGGACAUGGCAUGGGCGCGGGUGGCUUUCUAUGUCUCACUGGCUCUGACCGGGUUCGCGCCGCUGGCGCAGCUGACGUACACACGAGGCUUCUUCUGGUGCCUGUACUUCUACGCACCGGUGGUGAAGAGUGUCAUGGUGUAUUUCGUGGGCGCGUGCGUGUAUGCGUCGCAGGUGCCAGAGCGGUGGCGACCAGGCUUGUUCGACUAUGUGGGAGGCAGCCACAACAUCUGGCACUUCGCGGUGCUAGGCGGAAUUCUGUUCCACUACCUUGCCAUGCAGGAUCUGUUCGCGGGGGCGUUCAAGCGGGCUCAGGGAGAAUGCCCGAACAUGGUGAACUAGGCGGGGUGGAAUAGAGAUGGAUGUAUAGACUUGAGUAUUAGCUCUUUUUUUUUUUGACUUCUUUGUACAUAACUGGAGUUGUGGAUAUAUAAAAAGUCUCAUCG
Aspergillus homomorphus CBS 101889 is the source of this 2013-nucleotide messenger RNA. RefSeq names its product hemolysin III family protein. Lineage: Eukaryota; Fungi; Ascomycota; Eurotiomycetes; Eurotiales; Aspergillaceae. Gene Ontology annotation, molecular function: signaling receptor activity. The coding region runs from base 410 to 1909 and encodes 499 amino acids. The transcript has 2 exons. The record is from RefSeq and is a predicted model, not a curated record. Gene Ontology annotation, cellular component: membrane.